Messenger RNA from Penicillium malachiteum, 546 nucleotides. RefSeq lists its product as uncharacterized. Gene Ontology annotation, cellular component: cytoplasm; microtubule cytoskeleton. The coding region runs from base 1 to 546 and encodes 181 amino acids. Gene Ontology annotation, biological process: protein folding. Lineage: Eukaryota; Fungi; Ascomycota; Eurotiomycetes; Eurotiales; Aspergillaceae. The transcript has 6 exons. Gene Ontology annotation, molecular function: GTP binding; GTPase activity. The record is from RefSeq and is a predicted model, not a curated record.
AUGUUAUCAAUUUUACGAAAAGCACGCCUUAAGGAUAAAGAAAUGCGAAUUCUAAUGCUGGGACUGGACAAUGCAGGCAAAACCACCAUUGUGAAAAGAAUAAUGAAUGAAGAUAUUACAACAGUCAGCCCGACUCUAGGUUUUAUUAUCAAAACCAUUGACUUUAUGGGGUACAAGCUGAAUAUUUGGGACGUGGGUGGUCAAAAAACACUCCGAUCAUAUUGGAAGAACUAUUUUGAAAAGACAGACACCCUAGUCUGGGUUGUGGAUGCAACUGAUCGACUCCGGGUGGAUGACUGUCGUGAGGAGUUAGCUGGUCUGUUGCUGGAGGAGCGUCUGACGGGAGCUAGUUUGCUAGUUUUCCUGAACAAAACAGAUGUUGAGCAAUGUAUGACAGAAACGGAGGUUCGAGAACGCCUUGGUCUGGAUUUAAUCAAAACACACAAAUGGACUAUCCUGCCAUGCAGUGCCAUGUCAGGGCAGAACUUGAAUGAAGGAUUGGAGUGGGUGGUACAGGAUGCGAAAGACCGACUUUUCCUCUACUAA